GCUGGAUGGGAAAGAUAGACGGAGAGAGGGAGACAGACAACCGAUAAAGAAACACACAAGCAGCCGAGAUUAAGCGAGGCUACGGACGAAGGAAAUAAAUGCCCUCUUCCCUGGCUGGGGAAUAAAAACCGCAGCUAGUGACUGGAGGAUACAGAGAGGGGGGGGGGAGGCAGAGAGAAGAUGGAUGUACAAACGGAAAACAUGGACCCCCCGCCUGGUGAAUCCCAGCCGAGUGGAAAAAUCAGAAAAGGAUUCAAGCUGUUUGGCAAACGCAAGCCAGGUAACAUCUUUUCUAUUCGAAGCAAAGGGGAUGGAAACAACAAGUCACCUGUUAACAAGGGCAAAACCAUAGAUGGAUUAUCAGACACCGGUGCACCAGAUAUGGAGCCAGAGUCAGACAAGGAAAAAAGACAGGAGGUGAGUCAAGGAGAAAAGGAGCAAGCAGAAGAGGAGCCACUUGGUGAAGAUGGCGUUAUGGCUGCAGCAGCUGCUCGCGCCUCCAUUUCUUCCAUGAGCUCGGCCAAGUCCCUCAGCUUUCUGUCGUUGCUGAGGGGUGGCCGGAGAGGAAUGGGGGACCGGCGGGUCCAAACGGUGUCCCAGCCGGUGGGUCGGCAACGUCGUGGGCUGAAGGGUCUCUUUGGCACUGUUAAGUUCCGCUCAAAAGAUAAAGAGGAACAGGAGGAUGCCCCUCCGAGUCCACUUCUCAUGUUGUCCCGGGCCAACAGCGUGGAAAUCAUCAAGGAGGACCUCACCCUCACCCCCAAGUUCCAACCUCGAUCUCUGGACAGCCCCGAGAGCGAGAGCUCCGAGCCCCUCACGAGCGUGACAACACCGGGCAGGGAAGUCCCGUCCCCGUCAGAGACCAUAACCCCCCAGCUGACAUCAGGGAAUCUGAAUAGAGCUGAUGAACUUGUCCCUCAACCACCCAUGGUACCCGGUGAAAGCAGCCUGAGCUCCUUGCUGGCCGACAUCUCCUCUCUCCUGACCUUUGACUCUAUCUCAGGGGGUGGUGACUUCAUGGCUGAUGUGGAGGCAGAGUGGGGGAAAGCCAGCAAUGCCAUCAGUGCAGCGGAGAGGGAAGUCACGCCAUCAUCUGCAUCUUUCUUCUCCAAACCCACCAUCUCUUCUCCGGUGACUUCUACCUUGGUCAGCACAGCUCCUACGGUAAAACCCUCCUUCCCCACAGCAGCAUCCAGCCAAUCCUUCUCUCCUCUGACAAAGACAGCUCCAUCCUCCUCACCCAUUGCCAAGCCGAGCACAAUCAUCACAACAUUGACCAAAUCUUCCACUUUGACAACUCCCUCAGUCAAACUGAGCUCAGAUUCUACUGCUGUCUCCAGCGUAACGAUUAAAUCAACUCCUACACCCACCGCAACAGAACUUUCAAAGACUCCUGUCACGUUUACAAGUCUUUCAGGUCCAUUGAUGUCUUCCUCUUCAAUAACAAUUAAAUCCACACAGAGCUCCACCACUGCUACAACCAGAGCUCCUCUGAGCACCCCAGCUACUGUAGUCAAAGCUCCCUCAGCUAGUCCAAACCUUACCUCGACGGCUAGCAAAUUGGCUUCAGAACUUGCAGCACCUUCUGCAACCGAUUCAGUAAGUAAACCCACUCAUGUAGCAACUCCGCCGCUCUUAUCAGCUAAACCUCCACCAGUAAAGCAUAGCCCUCCCACCCCUGUUGCUUUCACCCAACCUCCACCUGCUAAAGUAGAUUCAGCUAGUGGUCUGAAUUGGCAAACUUCUACUUCCUACAAACCUUCCCUUCUAAGUUCCUCUGCAGGGGAAGCUAAAGCCCCAGUAGCAGUAUCAGCAACCUGUACUGUUACAUCCAAACCCCCCUUUCCUCCACCAGUUAUCCCCUACAAGAUAACAACGAUUCCUACGUCAACUACAACCUCAGGCUUAGUGUCUAUGGCCAGUUCUAAGCCUACAAUCACCUCCAGCCCAAUGGACCUAACUAAGACCCCUCCCUCCCUUGUUACUCUUCAAGAUUAUUGUCCUCCUUAUGUCCCGAGUUUUAUAACUCAACCUAGCCCUGCUUCUGUCCCAACUCCAUCAUCAAAUUCUUUAGAUAACAUUCCUCCCACAUCUAAACCCACUCCUGCACCGCUCUCUCUAGAUAGUGAGCCCCCUGCUCCCAAACCAACUCCAGCCCCUUCCACUCAUGCUGUUGUUUGCACAGCAUCCCCAACACCUCCUAUUCUGGAUCAGAUCUCUAAAGUUCCUCCUGCACCUGCUCAAAUUCCGACUUCUUUGUCUAAAGAGCUCCCUGCUCCUGCUCGGAUCCUAAUUACUGUAUCAAAAGACCCUCCUGCUCAAAUCCCAGUUAAUGUUUCAAAAUACCCUCCUGAUCAGAUCCCAGUUUCUGUGUUCAAAGACCCUCCUGCUCAGAUCCCAGUGUCUGUGUUCAAAGACCCUCCUGCUCAGAUCCCAGUUUCUUUAUUCAAAGACCCUCCUGCUCAGAUCCCAGUUUCUGUGACAAAAGACUCUCCUGCUCAGAUCCCAGUUUCUGUAACUAAAAACCCUCCUGCUCAGAUCCCAGUUUCUUUAUUUAAAGACCCUCCUGCUCAGAUCCCAUUUUCUGUAUCUAAAGACCCUCCCACUCAGAUACCUUUAAAUGUAUCUAAACCCCUUCCUUUGCCUGCUCAGAUCCCUGUUUCUAUAUCUAAAGACCCUCCUUUCCCUGGUCAGACCUUUCAAUCGAAAGCCUUUCCUGCUCCUUCCCCUGUUAGUCCUCUUCCCUCUGGCCCUGCGCCUUGGCAGAGUGAAGCCCCAAGCUCUGCUAAGAUGACAGGAAGUGGACAGGUAUCACCAGAUUGCCAACUGGUUAAUCCAAGUAGCACAGGUAUCCUGGGGGCCCAGACCAGGCCGUCCAAAACAGAAGAACUGCAUAGUGAGUCUAGAACAAACCUCCAAGGCCCCUCCAGAGAUAAGAAGAGCCCACAAGUGAAGGCAUCAGUGCUCAGCAAAAUACCCGUAGUUGGAGGGGGCAGAGCAGGCAAGCUACCUGUGCGGGAAAGCCAACAUUUUGAUGAUGAAGCAAGCAGAGACCCACCUACUCCAGAAUAUGAGACACCCCAUUUCAACUCACAUGACGCAGCGAGAAGCAUAAUAAAACACACCCUGGAGGAGAAUCAGCAGCCUCCUCAGCCAAAAGUUCUCCCCAGUGUACAACGUGACUCAAAGAUCCCUGUGAAGCACGGUGCAACUGCCUCCCAAAUCCCUGUAGCUAAAGAACCCCCUCGUUCCAAGAUACCCACGUCCAAGGUUCCUGUCCGCAGGGUUGGCAAUAAACCUGCAGCUGCAGGAGGCAGCACCCAGACAAGAAGAUAAACAAUGGACUGAACCAAGCAAGGAUACAGAUUAAGGCUUUGACUUCAAUGUUUUUCCAUUCAAACUACAUGACCACCCUUUUUUUUAUUUAAUUUUUCUAUACUGUUAUUCUUGGCUUGCCAUCUCUUUGCUUCACAACAUCGAAAGCAGCAGUAACAUAAUUAAGGAAGCGGACAGCACUCAAGCACAAAACAUCACCACAGGGAGCUCAGGCAGCAAGCCUGGCUCAUUGGUUCUGAGCCAAAUGGACAUGCACUCAGGAAAGGUUCAGGGUCACACCUGGACACGCAGCAGCAUCGGCAAAUAAGGAUAAGCAAGAUAAAAGAUCUUCUGGGAACAGUCACACACACAUCACAUGGGCGAGUGCCUUUCCUAUGGGUGCUUUUCCUACAGACUCUCAGAAUUUGUCCAGUCUUUUCUACAGUACUUUUAACUUUUGUUACUCCCACUUUUUGAAGGAACUGUCAAAUGUUUUUUGUCUUUUCUUUCCAGCAAAUCUCUUUGAUAACAACCAGAUCCUUUAGCUUUUAUUUAUGUCAGGGGAAGAACAGCAGGAGCUCUAUAAAUAAAUGCAGCGACCAAAUUUACAUUCCACACCUACCCCUGGAUGUUAUGUAGCAGAAAACAUGCCAUUCUUUUUUGCACAAGAUGUCGAAAUGUACAGCGCUUUUGUGUCAGCCUGCCGAUAUGUAACUUGGAUCAGAUCUCACUGUGAACUAUGGGAGAGACUUUGGUUGGAGGGAGGAGAGGCGGAAAUAACUCCCAGCAUAACGGACAGGAGCCAUUAUGAAUGGCACUGCUGAAAGAGACAGACAGGAUGCUGGGAUGAGAUCUCCAGCUCGUAAACUGACACAUCCAUAUCCUUAUCCAGCUUAUACUAUAAGAUGAGAACAAUAUCUGUGUGUACAGUCUCAUCUAUGUUGUUCUGUUUCCUAUUUAAUCAAUAAAA
Messenger RNA from Pleuronectes platessa (European plaice), 4285 nucleotides. RefSeq lists its product as uncharacterized. Gene Ontology annotation, biological process: regulation of canonical Wnt signaling pathway. The transcript has a single exon. NCBI's taxonomy places the organism in Eukaryota, Metazoa, Chordata, Actinopteri, Pleuronectiformes, Pleuronectidae. The record is from RefSeq and is a predicted model, not a curated record. Gene Ontology annotation, cellular component: plasma membrane. Gene Ontology annotation, molecular function: phosphatidylinositol-4,5-bisphosphate binding; beta-catenin binding. The coding region runs from base 181 to 3336 and encodes 1051 amino acids.